CCGGGUACAAAUCAUAUCCCACGUCCCAUCAUUUUCUGCCGAGCGAUGGACGACGCUGAGGCGCUGGCCGCGGUCGACGGCGCUGUCGCGCGCCUCAAGGACGCCGGGGACGUGGCAGCCGCAUGGACGCUCCUUAGCCCUCACAACGCGAUCUACUGGGCGGACGAGGUCGACGAGGCCAGCCCGCCGGCGCCGGCGGCGACGCCCGAGUGGCGCAAAGCCAUUAGCUUUGCCGACUGGAUCGACGCGCUGCACCCAAAGGACCGCCAAUGGAGCCGCGCGCAGGUCAUCGAGGAGCAUGAAGAGAUGUUCCGCAUCAGCUUUGAGAACGGGAUCGACGACGACAUUUGGGUCGAUCGCCAGUCGGCCGACAUUGCACCCGACGGCUCCAAGCUUAACGAGCCGUGGCGCAGCCGCCUCCAGGUCGGGGACCUUGUCGACUGCAUGGACAACCAUUUCUUGUGGUUCACAUCGACCGUGCUUUCGGUGUCGCCCGAGAAGAUCCUCAUCGGAUACCGCGUGUACUCGAUGGACGGUGACCAGGUCGAUACACGCGGCCGGUACUCGGGCUACGACGCCGAGUUUGACCAGUGGUUCGACCUCAAGUCGCACCGGAUCGCGCGGGCGUACACCAAGGCCGACGGGACAUUGCACCGCAGCACGCUCCCGUCGGCGGACGCCGACCACGUCUUUGCCAACGCCGCGCCGACGCAGCGCUGCCGGUCGCCGCUCCUUCUCGCGUCGCUCAACCGGUUCGGCGCGGCCCAAGGCUUUUCGUUGCUGCUCAAUGCAAUUCCCGCGCUCUCGAUGGCUGAGCUCAGCUGCGUCCUCGAGUGGCUCCUCGACAUUACCGAGUACCUCACGCAGCCAUUCGCAGCCGCGUACCUUGUCGACGUUGACGCAGCCAUUGGCGCCAACCUCCUCCUGCAUCUCCGCGCCGACGUGCGCGCGAUCUCGAUCGACGUGGUUGCGCACUGGGCUGGCCGCCUCCAAUCACUCCUCUCCCAUGUGCUCAACGCCAACGGCACGGCGCUCCGCCUCGAUACAUGGCUCUGGUCUGUCUACAUGGUGUACAUUCGGUGCCCGCUCCUCGAGCGACAAUUCCAAGGCGUCCAAAAGAUGGUCGACCUCGUGCAGAGCUUUCAUUACCGCAAGCGGCAGCACCUCGACGCGGCGCUCGUCACCGAGUGGUUCCACCGUGAUCUCAUCCUCGAUGUGCUCCUUCGAUCGCACGCCGAAGUGCUCCAGCGCGCGCUCGAGCUCUUCCGCUUUGGCGUCCAGCAGCGCGUCGUGGCCAUGUCGACGCUAUGGGCUGUUGUCCUCGACCCGGCCGCUGAGAAAUCCCGCGUCUCGCUCCUCUACUCGUUUCUCGUCGAAAUGGCCUCCGUGUUCGCACCGGACCAGCUGUUGGAGCUCUGGCGGCUCGUGCAAGCACUCGACCUCGCGCUGUACAGCGACGACACGAUCACGUGGCUCGUCCGGCUCCACAAGUGGCUCGGGAUCCGCAGUGUGGACGCUUCGGACGGACCAUCGACGCAGGACCUUUUUUGGGCCAUUUUGCAGCACCCAACGCUCCCGGCGUCCGUCCAACUGGCAGCCCAGCGCGGGCUUGUCGACGCGUUGAGUGCCAUGGACAUGAAGACGCCGCGCCAGGACAACCUGCUUCGGUGCUUGACCAACCUCGCGGCCUCGACUGCGGUCGUGCCAUCGCUUGAGAUUGCCGAAGCGCUCCUCGAACAGCACCCGCUCAUCUCGUACACGGCGUUCACCGUGCCAAGGGGUUUGGCGUUUUCGCAGCUGCCGGACGUGGUGCCACGCGUUUUGCAUGUGCUGCCGGCGUACCCCGACGCGGCCUUUCGGUUUCUCUCAUUUGUGACGCCGCUCGGAGUGACGUUUACGGACGACGAGCUGCGGUUGCUUGUGUCGUUGCCGCCCAACGACGACGACCGCCUGUUCCCGUUUCUCUCGGGGCUCUGCGCGUCGCUGCCCUUGACGCAGUCGACGUUUGUGUUUGAGUGGUUCUUGGCGCACGUUUCGGCGCCGUGGCCACUGCCGCGCUUCCGCUGCUUGGAACAGUAUUUUCUCUCGCUCAACCAAGCCCACGGCAAGCUCGUGCGGAGUCUCUGGGACGAUUCGACGCUCUUCCACGCCCGCGUGCUCCCGCACGACGUCCUUGGGAUCGACGCGCUCUGGCACAUUGCGCUCAACGCCGACAGUCUCGAGACCGUCAACGCGGUCGUGCCGUGUCUCCACGCGCUGUACCACGACACAGACUCGCCGCUCGUUCAGGAAGAGUACAUGGACCAGUGCUGCGCGCACGCGCGCGUGGCGGCUGCCAAUGCCAACGCACCGGCGGUUGCGCGCUGCCUGCACCUUCUGCAGCACAUGGUCGGGCAGUGGGAAGCGGUCGAAGUGUGCUCGCCGUUCACGCGGCCGCACGGCGCCUUGUCGAGCCCGAGCGACGCGUCCUUGGAGCUGCAUUGGAACGAUCAAGUGCUCGCGAUCACGUCGUCGACCACCAUUGGCGAAGUUCAGGCGGCGAUCGCGGCCAUCUGGAAGGUGCCGGUGGGCGCAGUCGUUCUCGACUGGCGCGAUGCCAAUCGCACCCACCGCGUCCCGAGCCUCCAGGUGCAAGCGCGCCAAGGCAUGCUUCCAAACCUCUUGGAGGCCAAGUCGAGCACCCUCUUGCCGGCGGUCGCCGCGGUGGCAGCGACAUGGUAUGCCGACCGCGCGACGGCGAUCGAGCGCUACAGCAACACGAACGUGUACGUUAUGUUUCGCGGCCAAAACGACGACCACAACUAUGACCUCGACGAGUGGCUGCAUUUCAUUGCGUCAGUCGCGUCGUUGUAUCCGAAUCUGGUGUGGGCGCACCUCAUCGAGUCGGGCUUUCCGCCGGCGCCGACCAGUCUCCGCUUGCGGCUCGUCGACAAGUACUUUGGCCUCUUCAUGGACGUGCUCGACGUCCUCGAGCGGUCGCAGCACGAUGCGUCGGCCAUGUGGAACCUCCUGCAGCGUCUUCCGUCGCAUGUGGUUGCCAUCGACGAGCCGAUUUCGAUUUGCCGCCCGCAUCUGGUCUUGUACCAGCUGCAGAUUCUUGCUGCUUGCCCGCGGGACGUACAACGCAUGACGCCGGCACUGGUGUCAACGCUCAUCGAUCUCGUCGGUGUGUCUUCGCUGGGGCUGCAAGCGCACGCGUAUCUGCUCUUGGUGCUCCAACACCACACGGCACUUGACCUCCCGCGCCUCGUGACGCUCUUGCGUAUGGUCGCCUCGUCGGCCGACAUGAACAUGCUCGAGGUGCGCCAGCUGCUCCAGUCAGCGUGCUACAUGUGGACGCAGCACACGGCGGCGCUAGCUACAAGUACAAGCGAGCGCGAUGGCAUUGACACGGCGCUGCUGCUCGAGCUGCUCCAGUGCCCGACGAGCGCUGGUGUCCGCAGCGACAUGGCCGCGAUGCUCACGGCGUCUCCGCCCCUUUGGACGUUCUCGUGGCUGCCAGCGGGCUUGCCGUCCGCGACCUGCACCGAAUAUUUCGCUACACUCCUCGCUGUGCUGCAGCAAGUGCCGGUCGACGACCGCUUGGUCGUGCGCGACGCGACGCUGCAUCGGCUCUCGGCGACACUCGCGGCGCCGAACGCGCCGUCGGCCGAUGACGUAGUCGCGGGCUGCUUGCAGGUCCUCACGCGCAUGCCGCUCGAGUGGGCGGUUGUCGCACCGCUGUACACGGCGUACCUCAACACGCACUGGUCGCCCCGCUGUCGGCACGAGAUGUACAGUCUGCUGCAGCAUUUUGGAACGCCGAUGGCGAUGCUUCUCGAAUCGAUCUUUCCGCAGUUGCCGACGCUCGAACACUUUGCGACUGCAGUGCCCAGCGCUUCCUCGUCGCAGUCGCUUGUCGGCUUGAAGAACAAUGGCAACACGUGCUUUCUCAACAGCAUUCUGCAGCAACUGUACUACAUCCCGUCGUUGCGAUCGGCCGUCUUGCAGCUGGACGCAACCGACGCGUCGCCGUUGCUGCAAGCGCUCCAGACGUGCUUUGGCCACCUCCAAGCCUCGCGCCGACCCGAGUACAGUCCGCUCAGCGUGUCGCAAGCGUCGCCGUUUGAAGCCGGCGUGCAGCAAGAUGCGCAGCAGCUCUACUUGCACAUUGUCGAUAUGCUCGAGGCCGUCGGGCUCCAUCAUAUCCUCACGGGGUCGCUCUUCCACGAACUCGCGUUUGAGAGCCAAGCGCGUCGGUCGAGCGAAAACUUUUGCUGCGUCUCGCUCGACGUCCAGAACCUCCACUCGCUCGACGAGUCGCUUGCUAUGUGGGCCAAGCCCGACGCGAUCUCGGGCUUUGAUUGGGAUGCCGAGCACACCAACGUGCACAUUACAAAGCAAGCGCUCUUGCAUGGACUGCCGCCGUACCUCGUCGUCCAUCUCAACCGGUUCACACUCAACUACCACACGUUUACGACCGAGAAGAUCAACUCGGCGUUCGCCUUUCCGCUCGAGCUCGAUGUGAGCGCCUAUGUGGCCGACACGAAGACCGCGCCGCUGUAUACGCUGGUGGGCAUUGUCGUGCACAGCGGCACGGCGCAGUCGGGGCACUACUACUCGUACGUGCAGACAAACCGCGGAACGUGGAUUGAGUGCAACGAUGCAAUCACGCGUCCGUGGCAUCUCGAGUCGCACCUCCAAGUGGACUGCUUUGGGUCGGCGACGAGCCAGAAGAGUGCGUACAUGCUUUUGUAUACGAACGCGCCGGACGCGCACUAUGACGCGCCGUCGUCGCCGUUGCCACCACUGCUGCAAGCGACGAUCGACGACGACAACCGCCGGUGCGCGCUCGAGGCACACUUUUUGCAACCAGAUUUCUACAGCUUUUUGAUUGCGCUGCUCGAGACGACCGCGUCGCUCUCGCUCAAUUUGGUGCUGCUUGCGACCGAGUUUGUGUGGCACAACAUUGCGAAAACGACGGAAACCGCGCUCUUACCCUCGGUGCUCGAGCGCUUGCUGCCGCUCUGGACACCCGACAUGGCGACGCGGUCGCUCGACGAGCUCUUGAAGGAAGCGCCGUUGUUUGUGCUUUCGUGCCCUGACGUCUUGGUGCGGGAGGCGUACGUCGCGUUUGUGUUGCACGUUCUCGGCCUGUGCCCGCUCGGCCGCCGCCGCGCCGCGUACGACGUCAUUCUAGGCUGGAUACCCGCGGUCUCGACGCAGUGGAUGCGCAUGGAGCAGUACUGGACGCUCGUGCAUCACAUGGCUUCGAACGACAUCGAGUGGUUCGUCGCGCGGGAGACGCUCGCAUGGUGCCACGCGUUUGUGUUGGGGCAGCCGACGUCGCUCGUUGUCGAUGGCGUCCGGACGCCGUUGAUUCCGCACUCGACCAUCAUGGGCAACAAUUUUCUCGUGCCCAAGCUCGGUCCGCUCCUCGAUCUCAUGGUGCUCUUGGCACCCACAUCGAACGCGACGGCCGUCUUUUCGCUGGCGUUUUUCCAGCGGCUUUGGCACUGGCUGCCGCAAGCCGAUGACAAGAUGGCGACGGCGCUCAACCGCGUCAUUGCGUGUGCGUGCAAGGACAAUCGUGCGCUGUCGCUGAGCCUCUGCGAGCUCGUGCUCUCGACGCUCACGCACGGCAGCGUCGUCGGUAUCGCGAAUGCCCUCUUGGCGCUCGUGACGCUACUGCGCCUCCCCGAUGCUCUGCAGCCGCAGCGGCUGCAGUGGCUUUUGGUGCGCCGUGGCGCGGCGCCGCACCACUGGGGUCUCUUGUACGCACUGUACUUUGGCCGGCUGAGCCAUCUUGCGUGGUGCCACAAAGUACUCGAGACGCUUCUCGUGCUCAGCGACGAGCUGCCACCGCUCUCGCAGCUCCUCGGCAGCCUCUUUCCAGUGCAGUUGCACCACGCAACGUUUCUCGAUUGGGUCCGUGACGCGCUCGGAUCGACAGCGACGACGGCGACCGCCAUCGCGUCGAUCCCGAUCACGACGACCAACCACAUUCCAUUGUCGUUGCGCUACAAGCGCUUCCAAGUGUGGUCGCCGCCCGAAGACCGGGUCUUGGAGCACCGGCCGAUCGCGUACGAGCCCGAGCUCAUCAAGCAAGACGAGAAGGUCGAGCUGCUCUUGCAGGCGUGGCAGUACGGCGAGGUGCUCGAGUUUCACGUAACGAAUUCGCGCCAGACGCCGGUCGUGCUCACGCUGGACGUGCAGUCGCCCGCGCCACUGUACCUCGUGCGCGAAGUGCCCGCGCUCACGAUUUGCGUGCUCUAUUCGAUGCCUGCCGGCAACCUGGCGCUGCAGUGGACCGCCGAGGGCUACGAGGGUGCGACGACCACGUCGACGGCGUUGGUUCCGGUGCUGGAAGCGACGACCCGGCCGCGCCACGACUCGCUCGAUACCAUGGGCGCCUUUGACGAAGACGAGAGCUUGCCGGCGCUGGCCGACCCGACGCCGAAUUCGUCGGCCGAGCCGCGGGUGUGUCCCCGCUGCACGUUCCACAACGAGCCGUACAGCAUCCUCUGCGACAUGUGCGAGGCCGACCUCGAUGGCAUGCUGAGCGAUAGCUUCUAGUCGUCGAUUUUGUAUUGAAUGAUUUUCUCGGUGUUUCCAGA
This is a messenger RNA of Saprolegnia diclina VS20, 6596 nucleotides long. RefSeq lists its product as hypothetical. The transcript is spliced from 3 exons. Gene Ontology annotation, molecular function: cysteine-type deubiquitinase activity; cysteine-type endopeptidase activity. The record is from RefSeq and is a predicted model, not a curated record. NCBI's taxonomy places the organism in Eukaryota, Oomycota, Saprolegniomycetes, Saprolegniales, Saprolegniaceae. Gene Ontology annotation, biological process: protein deubiquitination. Bases 46 to 6555 code for a protein of 2169 amino acids. Gene Ontology annotation, cellular component: nucleus; cytosol.